Messenger RNA from Fomitopsis serialis, 1335 nucleotides. RefSeq lists its product as uncharacterized. Bases 165 to 1133 code for a protein of 322 amino acids. The transcript has 5 exons. The record is from RefSeq and is a predicted model, not a curated record. NCBI's taxonomy places the organism in Eukaryota, Fungi, Basidiomycota, Agaricomycetes, Polyporales, Fomitopsidaceae.
CCGUGGUGUCUACGGCAAAUGCUGUUUCAUCUGCUCAGGCUUCCGGGUCCAUUGCAUCGACGUCGCGUCGUGGGGAUGCAGCCGACGCUUCGUCGUCCAAAGGGCCCGCGGCCAAAGGAUCUGGAGACGAAGACGAUGGCCCAGGGGACACGGCUGACGACGAGAUGGACGUAGAUAACAAGUCUCGCUUGCCAAUUAAUCACCGCGAGCGGCCGAAGAAGUCUCCGGAAGACAAAGCGUUCAAGCAAACCCUCGCCGUUCAUGCUCUCCGACUGAUGGCGCGUCAGAACAAGAAGUCUCCGUUCGUCAACAUACCAUCGGCGGAACAGAUAGCAGCCUUUGAUCCGACUAGUGGUCGCGAGUGCUGCACCGCAGAGAGGUUCUCCUACGACAUACACGCACGACCUUCGUCUGCCUGGAAUCUAUCCGCAGCAAGAGUCUUCACGGUCGACUUCAGGGCGCGAUACCCCCGGUUUGAAAAAUCGGAGGAGCAAGUGAUAGAAGCUUGGAUGAGGCACACAGAGACCCUGCGCCGGCAGCUUAAAGGUCAGGCCAUGAGUGAACAGGAGACUCAGUACGAGCAGAAGCUGCACAGGCGACAAGAGCGGAAGCGGCAGCUGUUCACGAGGCGUCGCAAUAUCGCCGUCUCCCUACUUGCUCCAAUGGACACGGAGCUCAUUGACGCGCUCGGUGUUCAUGGUAUGAGUACUGAUGAGUCCGACCAUGCUGUCGGCAGAGGAGAACCGACGUAUUUUAUACGUUCCAAGGCUUGGCGGUCUCCAGAACUCCAAGUAUGGCUGCGGACCCUCGAUUCGCUUCACCUGUGGACACGCUACAGAGGCGGCUUCCAGGCUUCCCAGGGUGGCUGGCCUCACUAUCGGGUGGCUAGUCAACAGGUCACCACUCGCCCUGCGGUCAUCAACCUUCCAACGAAUUGCUACGCCCCAUCUCUACUGCAGGGAUGCGACCCAUUCAAGAUGAAGUGGCUGAGCCCGCUCCCAGACAAGAUCAAUCUCAAGCACGCUGACCACAUCAUCGAGACGGCGAAAUUAUACGACCUGUCUCGUCAGGUGGUGGUGACCGGACGCUUCGACCCUGAGAGGCCUGUUCAGCCGAACGCAGGUACCGAUUAGAUGAUCCGUUGGACACAUGGCGAUGCAUACAGGCGGGUAAUACAGACACCACCCGUCCAGACGCCACAUGAAUUAUACUCCGAAUUUGUCACGAAGUCCAUCUCCUGUACUAGUACACACCCUCCGCUCCACGAACACACCGUAGGCUCUAAUGUAUCCUGAUUUUCUGUACAUGAUCAGUGCCACCGGCCACUCGUGAGAC